Physcomitrium patens is the source of this 4217-nucleotide messenger RNA. The record is from RefSeq and is a predicted model, not a curated record. Lineage: Eukaryota; Viridiplantae; Streptophyta; Bryopsida; Funariales; Funariaceae.
CAGAGUCACAUGUCAACGUGUUCGGCGACUUACCAAUUGAAUUCCCUUGGAAGGCCUGGCUUGUUCGGGCCUGCACACCUUGCUUGAUUGCUUGUAUUCGAGUUUGGAGCCUCUCGAUUCGAGCUGGUGGUGGAAGGAAUUCCAUCGAGGGGGUAGCCGUAGCCUUCACGGAUUGAAACCAGUCCUAGGAUUUUGUGUCUGGAGAGUAAUCUGGCACCAACAAGGGUCUUGGGGGUUGAGGUUUAUUCCGCGGGUGUUGUUAAGUUGCGAGAUGAUGGGCGGUGUUUGGAUUCCGAAUCACGGAGAUCGUGAACCCUGCUUGGAUUUGUAUUGAGGGUUGGCUGUGAUAUCGGUCUUUGUUUUUUGUUUUGUUUUGUUUUGUUUUGUUUUUUUUUGUUUGUUUUUCUUCUUCUUCCGGAUAAUGAAUUAGGGCGUGGAGCAUGUAUUGAUCACUUUGGCAAAAUUUUGGUGAGUGGGUUUUAGGCACACAUCUGCUUGUAGGUUUCCGUUUGCCUGGCAGCACAACGCGGUUCAUUGAAUCCGGGUGGUUUUUAUUUUAUUUAUUUUUUGUUUUCGAAGAGUUGCAGGGUCUUCUGCUCCUCGGAGCUCCCGUCUGCAGGUCUGAUUGUGCAUUAAAAUUAGGCAACAUGGACGAGUAUCAGCAUUACGAGCGGUUCAACUUAGACAAUGAUUUCGAAGACGGAAAGUGGAUUGGGGGCGACUUUUUUGCCCGGAAGCAGAAAGGAAAGAAGCGACAGUCGAAGGAGGAGGCACUGUAUGGUGUGGAUGAUAGUGAUUCGGACUAUGAGGAGUCAGGGAAGAGGAGGCGUCGGGGGGACAAUAAGAAGAGCGACUUGACCAAGCCUGUGAGUUUUGUGUCAACGGGGACAGUCAUGCCAUCGGAAGAGAUUGACAAGGAAGAGAAAGAGGAGCAUGCGGCUGGUGUAGGUGCUGGAUUAGGGUUCGGAACCGCAGGUCUGGGAUCCGCCGCUGGUCUAGGGUUCGACACGAACGGGGGUACGAAACAGGGGGACAAUGCUGAAGAGGAGGAAUUGCUUCCGACAGCAUUUGGGAGAAGGAUCAAAGAAGGAGCAGAGCGGAGGGAACUGGAGAGAGAGAAGGGAAAGAAAGCUGCUACUAAGGCGAAAUCUUUGGCUAGUGGAGGUCAAGGUCCUGGCCCCUCUUUUGAAAUGUUCACCAGAGGUAUUGGGUCGAAGUUGCUGGAGAAGAUGGGUUACAAAGGAGGAGGUCUUGGGAAGAAUGAGCAGGGUAUUGCGCAACCUAUUGAAGCGAAACUUCGACCAAAGAACAUGGGUAUGGGAUUCAACGAGUUUAGGGAAACAUCAACUGGAUUGCCUCCUCCACCUGGGAUGCAGCAACCAGAUGAAGAUGUUGUGGCAGAGAAACCAAAGUCUAAGGAGAGGCUAUGGACGAAGAAAAACAGAGGGAAAAAGAAAACGGAGCUACGAACUGCAGCUGAGCUGCUAGCGGAGAAGGAGGCCCAAAAUGGAGGGGUUGUCCGUCAGACAGUUCUCGACAUGCGAGGUCCCCAGCCCAGGUUGCUCACUAAUCUGGAGAACUUGAAUGCCGAGCAGAUGGCAAUAGAGGAUAAUAUUCCAAUGGCUGAGUUGCAACACAAUCUCCGUUUAAUUGUAGAUUUGACAGAGGCAGAGGUUCAAACUUGCAAUCAGAAGUUGCAGAAUGAGAGAGAUACAGUGUUAAUUCUUAAUAAAGAUAGAGAGCGACUGGAAACUGCAGUAGGUGCUCAGAGGAAGCAGAUUGCUGUCCUGGAGGACGUGAUGGCUUCUCUUGAACAGAUUCAGAGACAAAUUGAUGAAGGAGGAAUGACUUUAGAGAGUUUAGCCAGCGCGAUUGCAAGAGUUAGGUAUACAUACCGAGAUGAGUUCAAGUUAUUCAGUGUGGGCAUCAUAGCCCUUUCCAUGGCUCUGCCAUUGAUGAAUAUCCUCUUUAGAAGUUGGCAGCCAUUUGUGCAACCCCUGCAUGGUAUCGAGGCCAUGACUGCAUGGCAGGAGCUCUUACAAGGAAAUGAAACACAAGAUCAUGCAAUAUUUCAAGACAUCGACAAUUCGCCUUACAUCCAGUUAGUUCUCGAGAUUGUUUUCCCACACAUCAGAUUGGCCACAACAAACAUGUGGCAACCUCGAGAUCCGGAGCCAAUGCUAAGGUUUCUCGAGGCGUGGGAUAAGUUGCUCCCUGGAGGGAUUAAACAGAGUAUCCUCGAAGGACUUGUCAUGCCUAAGCUGACCGCUGCGGUGGAUGCAUGGGAUCCUCGCCUUGAAGAAGUCCCCAUCCAUGCGUGGCUCCAUCCCUGGUUACCUUGGCUAGGUGCUCGAAUGGAACCUCUUUAUGUUCCCAUUCGAUACAAGUUAAAUGUUGCCUUAGUGAAUUGGCACCCAGGAGACUCCUCUGCUUUAGCUCUUCUUUCUCCUUGGAAAACUGUGUUUGAUCCUGCCAACUGGGAGAUGUUAAUUUUGCGUUCGAUAAUGCCCAAGCUUAUCCAGGCAAUGCAGGAGUUUGUGAUAAAUCCUGCCAACCAAAUUCUAGAUCAGUUUCACUGGGUUAUGGCAUGGGUUUCGGCUGUACCUUCGCAUCACAUGAUUAAUCUUUUGGAAGUAAACUUCUUUCCAAAGUGGCACCAAGUCUUACUUCACUGGCUAAGCGCUCGUCCGGAUUAUGAUGAAGUUACUGCUUGGUUUGUGGGUUGGAAGUCUUUGCUGCCGACCGAACUUUUGGCUAACGAUAAGAUACGACACCAGCUCAGCAUAGCACUUGAUUUGAUUAAUCAGGGUAUUGAGGCGACACCAAGCAUCCCACAGGCUGUACGGGAUAAACUGACAUAUCUUCGAGCUGCAGAACACAGGCUUCAUAACAUAUCUCAACAAGUUCAUAGUGCCCCUUCCGUACAACCACCAAAACAACAUGCUGUUCAUAUGGACGAGAGUGAUUCUCCAGAAAUGACUUUGAAAGAAGUGACUGAAGCUUUUGCCCAAGAAAACGAUGUCCAGUUUAUGCCCAAACCAGGGCGUAUGCACGAGGGUCUUCAAGUAUACAGUUUUGGUGCUGUGAGUGUGGUCAUAGACAAUGCUAAGCAAAGCAUACUUGCUCAGACUGGUGACGGGUGGAAAUCAGUCCACCUUGGACAAAUAUUGGAAAUGCAUCGCAGUCGUGGUGGCAGCCGCUGGAAAUAAUAGGUGUUAUAAACUGGAGACGAGGAUUUUGAAUCCAAUUGAGGUGCUGAAAACGGGAGGAUAUUUUUGAGGAGCAGCGGCGGAGCAUGGAUGGGUAUGGUAUGACAAUGGAAGGGAGAUGAGUGUGGUGCACGCUGUCAGUGGUUGGGAUUGUGAACGCAAGUGAUGAGGAUCGUGCGAAGAAACGGUCCGUGCAGGGUUAGCAACAAGUGAAACAUCGCGAGUAUGUGUUGGAAGCUUGUGGACUGAGGGUUUGGACCCUACUCAUUCUCAGGAGCUGAUGCAGAAUUAUUUCAUCAUUGAAGUCGGUGAUUGAAUGGUGAGCGAGUUUGGAUUCCUGCUUAUUCAGGACUAUGGAUGCCAUCGAGUGAUAUUAUCAUGAGUACAGUUUAAGCAAGUGAGCACCAGAAACGACACCACCAUCUGAGCAAGGAUUGUGCGCGCGUGCCUUCCAAUGCAUGUUGUCUCGAAUCGGUAAAAUUAUGCUGUGUGAGCCUGGGCUGCGAUUACGAAUUGCAACUGCGACUCACACAUGAUCAGGAGUAUGGGAGCUGCUUUCUCAUUUGGUUGUCUUUUUUCUUGAACGGCUGACGUUAUUGUGCUCCCAUAACAACUCCUGAAGCUCAGGCACAGAGCCUGAUUUGGGCCUUCGGAGCUCUUUGCAAUUUAUCCUUGCAUAGAUUGUCAUUGACACAGUAUUAGUAUCUUCAAUUUUUUAGUGACAAUUCAAUAAACUGAAACAUUUAACCAGAGCUUAUGGAUGAGAGCCUGUUCAAGAAAUAUGGCUUGUAUUUACACACAAGAGAACUAGAUUUGAGGUAGGAGAAACUAGUGUAGCCAUGGACCAUUAGGUGUGGUAGAUGUGGUUCAUAAUACCAAGAUGAGUUCGCGGGUGUUCAGGUUUGUGAUACACACACACUCUCUCCCACACACGAUUUUAAACAAGUAUCUCUACAACAUUCUGACGGGUACAUUAAAGCUUUUGUAUAUGAAAGGAAAUUUCAAAGA